AUGGCAUCCUAUAACAGCUAUGAACGAGCCGAGUUCUUCGAUCCCGUAUAUCAGACUCCGAUUUCGGUCACACCGUACGACUUCUAUCCACCACCACCAGCCCCAGUACCGCUCACAGAACCAGUACUUACCGGCGAACCUGUCAUUCCAUAUGGAUGGCGUCCAGAUUGGUCCCGUCCUACCGAAUGGAUACCACCGCCACAAAUCCUGCACACGCUACCACCAGAGCAUCGAACCUAUGGGUAUAUGGACAUGGCGAGCCAUAUAGAAAUGAAGCCGUCAAUAUUGAAACCGAUAGCACGAGAAAUCCCAGCAAACAAGCCGUUCAGAUGUCAGCUAUGUGGCAAAUCGUUCUCCCAAGCAGCUAAUCUGACUGCACACAAACGAGUUCAUACUGGUGAGUUACUUUUUGUUCAUGAACCCUUUGCAAACGAACUCCAAACAGGCUCAACCCUCACCUUUUUACCCUGUAGACCAACACAUAAUUUUCGCACUACCUCAUUGCACGGACAAUAG
This is a messenger RNA of Ostertagia ostertagi, 516 nucleotides long. Lineage: Eukaryota; Metazoa; Nematoda; Chromadorea; Rhabditida; Trichostrongylidae. The record is from the annotation of a GenBank genome assembly.